This is a messenger RNA of Meloidogyne enterolobii, 1030 nucleotides long. The record is from the annotation of a GenBank genome assembly. Lineage: Eukaryota; Metazoa; Nematoda; Chromadorea; Rhabditida; Meloidogynidae.
AUGGACUUAGAACUGGGCACAAAACCUUGGAAAAAACUACGGACACAUCAAUCAGGAAUUCGAUCAAUUACAUAUCACAAACGUUAUCCUUUACUUGCUACUGUAUCAGAUGAUGCAACAGCAAUAGUUUAUCAUGCUAGAACAAGUCAAGAUUUGGAAAAAGAAAAUGAAUUAGUACCAGUUAAACGUCUUUUUGGACAUAAAAUUUUGGCAAAAAGGGAAUUAACUAAAUUAAAAGAACAAAAAAUAAAUGAAGAAAAUAUACAAGAAGAAGAAGAGGACAAUAAGGAUGAAGAGGAGAAGAAGAUAAACAACAAAAAUCAAGAUGAGAAUUCUGACAAUGAAGAGACACCUCAAACAAAACUUGAUAAUACUCGGUUGUCCAUACUUUGUGCUACUUUUCAUCCAAUUCAGCCUUGGUUAAUAACUUCUGGUGCUGACGGAAAUAUUGCAUUAUUUACUUAUUAAUUAAAAAUAUAUAAAAAUUGUUAUUUUUUUUUAUUGUUUUUAAAUAAAUUUAUAUGUUUAUUCGUAAAAGAUUUGUUAUUUUUUCACAAGCUUCGAUAAAAAUUGCUCCCUAAAUUGCACAUAAAGAGUGAAAGGAGACUAGGAAAACUCAAUGUGACAUUUUUAAAUAAUUUGUCCUUCUGACCAUUUUUUAAUUACCGCUAGUUUAGGUUAUUCGUUAUUUUACUCAAAGUAGGGAUUUUUCCCUCGCAUUAAAGAGCACUAAAGAGCGCACACACAAUUAGAGAAACAAUAAAGGAAGAGAGUGUUUUUACGGUUAUCUUUGUCUCUGAAUUCUUAACCCAAUAUUUUGUUUAUUUUAUAUCGCGUCUGAAAGUUUGAGCUGUUUAAAAACUUUACAUCGUUGUAUGGGUGGUUGAUAACGAUAAAUAUAGGAAGCGUUUUUUUAUUUUUGAAUGCCAAUUUUAUUGGCAGAUAUUUUUUGUUCGGGGUGUUAUUUUUUGUUCGGGGUGUAACAGUGAUAUUUUUUUGUAGUUGAUCGUUAAUUCCCGUUGUCUUAUCG